Marasmius oreades (fairy-ring Marasmius) is the source of this 4395-nucleotide messenger RNA. RefSeq lists its product as uncharacterized. Gene Ontology annotation, cellular component: cytoplasm. The coding region runs from base 1 to 4395 and encodes 1464 amino acids. NCBI's taxonomy places the organism in Eukaryota, Fungi, Basidiomycota, Agaricomycetes, Agaricales, Marasmiaceae. Gene Ontology annotation, molecular function: protein tyrosine kinase activity; protein serine/threonine kinase activity; ATP binding. Gene Ontology annotation, biological process: intracellular signal transduction; regulation of MAPK cascade; protein phosphorylation. The record is from RefSeq and is a predicted model, not a curated record. The transcript is spliced from 8 exons.
AUGGCAUUCCCUGACAACUAUCCCGGUGCAAAUGCACCUGCAAAAUCAUCACGCUUCUCGUCUUUGAGGGUUUUCGGCAAAUUUUCGAAAGAGAAAGAGACUCUCAAACCACCACCACCGCCUCCCAAGGAUUCUUACUAUCUCAACAAUCGCUCUUUAGUUUCCCUCAAUUAUCCACAAGAACCUAUUCCGGCGAUGCCGGCCUUCAUUGGUGCUGCUUACGCUGCCUCUAGUCCCGUCGUGGGUUCAUCCAAAUCCCAGUAUGCUGCCAGCGUUCACUCCAAGAGACCCCCUUUGAAUCCGACUAUCUCGUCGCUUUCUUUGGCCUCUUCUGCGUCGUUAGUCUCGUCGCCGUCGGAAAUUUCCAGUCAACAACAGCAACAACGACCCGUACCGACCAAGUCCAAGUCUUCGAGUAGUCAGAAAAUAUCAGGAUUGUUCAAGUUCAGGCGUGGUACUAAAUCACCAGGUGGGACGAGUGCGACGGUUGAUGAUGAGACCAUGUCGUUGCAUUCGGCUGGAGAUGAUGGAAGUAUUUCAAACCCUUAUAAUUUCCAGCAUAACAUACACGUUGACGAUGCAUUGACUGGACUACCUCCUUCAUGGACCGUUUCGCUCGUGAACGCUGGUUUUACAGAAGAAGAGAUUGCCGCUAUCUACGCACGCAAACAAGCAGGAACGCUUACACCUGGAAAAGAAUUCCCCUAUCCGUUCGACCGACCCAGAUCACCAGCGAUUUCUGUUGCUAGCAGUGCGGCAAGCUCAUCAUUGCAACGACCUGGAGCGGCAGCCUCAUCAGGAAGCCUCGGAAGCAGUGGAUCAUCUUCCGUUUUAACGCAUCCUCUUCCGAGAACGACAUCCUUACCGAAGACACAGGCAAACCAAGACAAUAGGCAAACGAUAGUCGUGUCUCCUGCUCGGAUGUAUUCCCCCUCCCCGAAUUUGGUUCAGCAGCAGCCACUGAGGCCAAUACAUUCAGACCGGUCUAGAAACAAUUCAAUCUCAUCUAUUCCAUUAUCACUGUCAAUAUCGGCCAGCAUGAGACCAAAUGUAGUAGCGGUCCAGGGCGAAGAGGAGGCGACUGGCGCAACUACUCUCCCGCAACAUAGACGGAACCAGAGUGGAAGUAUUCACAGUAGACAACCGAGCCGAGCUGCAAGCAUCAAGAGCAACCGAAAAGAGAGUCCCCGAAUUCAACCUCCUCAGGUUCCUGUUGCGCCCUCCAGCCAACAGGUAUCCCCGAUCUCGAGGCCGAGUACCCCACCAAGGCGUGCAUAUUUUGUUGCGAACAGUAACAGCUUACUGAUGCAGAGCCCGCCACCAUCAUAUUCAGUUACGGCGGAAGGGGUGCCUCCAGCAGUCCUUGGUCAAGCGGUCGGUCCGAAUGGAUAUCCUCUUGAGAAGUCCGGUAGCAAUGGGGCCACAGGCACGCGGCACCAAACUCAACGCAGUACUGACACAACGCGAUCGGGGUCCUCGUCCAAAUCACGAAAGUCACCGUCACGAUCGAAUUCGUCACACAGGCCUCACCAUCAGCAUUCCCAAUCUUCGGUUUCGCUACAGAGUAGUAGAUCCAGUCCUAGUGAUGGGGAAGGACCGAAGAGGUCCAUCAGCUCAAGCACUGCGGCGAGUAGGGCAAAUAAGAGAAGGUCGAAGAGGACUUUCAGUGGUUUGGGCGGUUUGAAUCUCUCGUUGGACUUUGGGACGGGUUUGGAGUCAUGGAGCGAAAACUUAUUCAAUGAAAUUGACGACAAAGAGACACAGCCAACGACACAAUCGAAGACCCAGUAUACCGCUGCCUCACCUUCCGUCUCUGUGUCAGUAGGCAUAUCCAACACUGCUAGAAACCGUGAUACUAUCAAGCCUCCUCCUCCUCCCCAAGAACAUCGGUCAGUCAUGGACCGUCCUCGUCCGAAACCUCCUGCACCUAUCGCUGGCAUGCCGCCACGCGUCAAUAUUAUCGCUGACGACUCACCUAUAUCUUCUGCCUCCCCAUCAACCACUACUUUCACGCCAUCCCCUUCUGCAUCUACUUUCAACCAAGGGGCACCAUCGCCGCUCAAAUCACCUUGGUCCUUCUCAGAGGGUGAACUCAGUUCAGAACACGACUCGCGGCAAACCUUCCCAGUCUCGCCUGGUUUCAUGUCAGAUUAUGCACCUUCCAUUAACUCGACGUCACCCCGGACUCAACUAUUUGACGAAAUCGCUGGCAUGGUCGGCAUUCGGCUCGACGAUGAAGAGCAUCGGGAGGGUAAUGAUGAUGAAUUUGAUAGAGAUCGGUUGAGUCCCAAGGUAUAUAAAAGUCGGACAAGAAGUGAAAGAAGUGGUGGUGGUGGCGGUGGUGGCGGUGGCGGUGGUGGUGAUAGUGGAGGACAGAGUCCAGCCUUGAGUGAGACACAUAGUCCAACUAUACCCAUCAGUCCGCCCUAUGCUCCGAACGGUCAUGGGGAUGGAGAUGCGGUGAGGCGAGAAGCGAAUCGGACAAGUGCAUAUAGAUUACAGGAUAGAGACAAGAUGAGAUUGGCGGUGAACGGAGAUGGAGAUGACUUGAAUAGAUGGAGAGGCGACAAUGGACAGAUUGAAGAGGAGGACGUAGAGGAUGGUGCUUUACUCACGACGGGAGUAAGUCCUUCGAAUCGAAAUUCGACUCGGAGCAGUACGUCGACUGUGUCGACUUUGACCGUCACCCAUGCAACGGCGACAGUGACGAGCGUGAAAGCGGCCGUCGCGAAAAUUGAAAAAGCUCUUCCACGUUCAAAUGCAUCAGCAGAGCCGAAGCCCCUACCGAAUCCUAUAUCCGCCUCGCGGCGACUCGAGGCUACUUUGCCUUCUGCUGUAUCCCCUCCUUCAGGCUCACCGCCCCUACCACAGUCUGCACGGUCCAAGUCACCUGCGACUAGUCUCAAGCACCCUGCAUCUCCACAAGACUCGACUUUCGGUAGUGAGGAGGGCUCUGCAUCUGCAGGGUCAAUGUCGGGCGUUUCGUCCUCAUCCCGGUUUAGUGGAUCAUCAGCUGCAUCCCAGUUAUCGCCUAUGACAGAGGACGGAGACGAAGACGACGGACUUGUCUACUACUUGGAGGGCAAUUGCAGCCCCGGUCCAGGUCAAACCACUUUUGAGAAGAACGUCAAGUUGCACGAACACCACCAUCUGUUAUCGUCUGCGACGGAUACAUUCGGUGGCGCAGUUAAGGAGGAUGAACAGGUUCACAGUGUGUCAGUCGAUGAAGACGACGAAAACGAAGACGACGUGAUGAGCAGCAAUGAUACCAUCUCUCAUGUCAAUACCACCGCUCCUUCAAAGCCCACCAUCAUUAUCAGCAACUCGCCAGUACAAGUAGUCACUGCAGCGAUGUUAAACUCUGCCAUUACUCCCGUAACACCAGCUCAGCGGUAUCCUGGAUGGUUAUCGGAGGUCUUAAAGCCUCUUGAAGAGUUCAUUGAUGAACCUAUCGAUCCUAGGGAGUAUUACCAUGACCUGCAAGAGAUCGCCGAAGGCGAGAGUGGAUCGAUCUUUGCUGCUCAUGUGACGGAGACUGGCAACAUACACAGACUUAAACUUCCGCCUCUAAUCACAGCCCACAACGCGGACAACCAGAUGCGCGGGAUCACAACACUAGUUGCUAUAAAAUGUGUCCAGAUUGAGCCCGCUGGUUCGACAAAACUUGAGGAAUUGAGAAGAGAAUUGGUCCUCUUGAGGGGAGUCGCUCAUCCGAAUGUUCUCACUAUGGAUGCUUUAUAUGUUGACUUGGUGGAGGAUUCUUUGUGGAUAAGAAUGGAGCUCAUGGAGAGAAGCUUGGCUGAUGUAGUUGAGUUGGUCGAUGCAGGGUUGAUGCUACAGGAACGGAUGAUCGCAAGAUUUACGAGUGAUAUCGUCGAAGCGUUGCAAUUUUUGCAAAGCCAAAGGAUCGCCCAUCGUGAUCUCCGUUCGGACAAUCUCUUGCUCAACUCGGCGGGCGUCCUGAAACUAACUGAAUUCUCAUCUGCUCUCAAGCUACCCAAAGAGACAUCGAUGGCCUUUGACCCAGUGGGAGUCCUAUAUUGGCAGGCACCCGAAGUGCGAACCGGUCCAUAUGACGCACUUAAGGUCGAUGUCUGGUCUUUGGGUGCCACAGUUUGGGAAAUGGCACAAGCAAGACCUCCUUUCGCUGACUCAGACGACGCCACUCCAAGCAACGGAUGGCCGCCUUUGGAUAAACCAGAUCUAUAUACCCCAGACUUCCAUGAAUUCUUGCGCCUGUGCUCUGAACCUCCCUCUUCCCGCCCCAGUCCCGACGAACUUAUCAAGAACCGUUUCGUCAAGAACUCGUGUGGAAGGCCUGUCAUUUUUCAGCUACUACAACAAUGCAUGUCCAUUGAGCAAGCGAUGCAAGAGAACGAAGAUAACGACUCAUGA